CACACCUACCUACGCACCCCUUGUUCACCUGGAUCUUGCCAUUUCUCUCUCUAAUCCUUUCUCUUUCUACCGUUAUCUAUUUUCACUUCUUCUGUAUUUUUUAUUUUUUAUUUUUUCCAAAAUUUCCCCUCUCGUUUCUUGGUUUUUUGUCGACUGUUUUCUGCUCAUGGCUUUUAAUUUGAUCGAUUAAAUUCUGAAAAAAAAAAAAAAAAAACUUUGUAAAAAAAUUUCUGGUGUGAUGGGUAUUUGUUUUUCGAAGAAUGAUAAUAAGAGAGAGGCUGAAAAUGUGUAUGAUAAGAAGAUAUAUUUGAAGUCGAAGAAGAGUAGCUCAGGUGAUUUUGCAGCAUUUAUUAGCAAGUUAAGUGGUGGUGGCGCGGCUGUCGCAGCCGCCGAGGAGCGGGCGCUGCACCAGAUUCAGGGCAGACUUUUCUCCAAUGGCGCAAACGGCAUCGCCUGCUUAUACACUCAGCAGGGGAAGAAAGGAACUAAUCAAGACGCCAUGAUCAUUUGGGAGAACUUUUGUACGAGAAGCAAUACAAAUGCAAUAUUUUGCGGUGUGUUUGAUGGUCAUGGUCCUUUUGGUCAUAUGGUUGCAAGGAAAGUUCGGGAUACUCUUCCUCUCUUGCUGCGUGAAGAGUGGGAAGCCAAAUCCGGUAGCAAACAAAUUUCUGCCGGCGAGAAGGGGAACCAUACAGGAAUGAUUCGUUUUGAUGAGUUCAUGGAUGAUGGUGGAUUUGAUUCAAUUGAAGUUGACGACAAUGAGAAACUCCCUGAGAUGCAUAUGCCGCUUAAGAGGUCAAUAUUGAAGGCUUUCAAGUUAAUGGAUAAGGAACUGAAGUUGCAUUCUACCAUUGAUUGUUUCUGUAGCGGUACAACUGCAGUUACUUUGAUAAUGCAGGAUCAGGAUCUCAUAAUCGGAAACAUUGGUGACUCGAGAGCAGUAUUAGCAACAAGAAAUAAAGACAAUUCUUUGAUGGCUGUGCAGUUGACUGUAGAUUUGAAACCCAAUCUUCCAAGAGAAGCUGCAAGGAUCCAGAAAUGUAAGGGAAGAGUUUUCGCAUUGCAAGAUGAGCCAGAAGUUGCACGUGUAUGGUUGCCCAAUAGCAAUUCACCUGGUUUGGCGAUGGCCCGAGCGUUUGGUGACUUUUGUUUGAAAGAUUUUGGUUUAAUUUCUAUCCCAGAUGUUUAUUACCACCACAUCACUAAGGGAGACGAGUUUGUUGUUCUCGCCACUGAUGGGGUAUGGGAUGUCCUCUCCAAUAAGGAAGCCGUGGACAUUGUGGCCUCGGCUCCUGGUCCAACAGCCGCCAGGGCUCUUGUCGACUGCGCAACUAGAGCAUGGAGGCUCAAGUACCCGACAUCAAAGAACGAUGACUGUGCCGUUGUAUGUCUCUUCCUGCAACAAGUAUCCGGAGCUAAUGUGUCUAAAGCACAGAAUAAUAUCACUACAGACCUCGAAGUGGAAGCGAAGGUGCCUAAAGAAGGGGGCAUUGAAGGCUCAAAUAUUGAUGUAGCUUCUCGUACUGAUCUUCCUAUACGUUUAGAUAACAUUAAAGAGUCCAGUACUAAUGUGGCUAAAGCAGAAAAUAAUAUCACUACUAACUCGGAAGAGGAAAUGAAGGUCCCUAAAGAAGGCGACACCGAGGGCUCAAAUAUUGACAUUGUAGCUUCUCAUGCUGAUCUUGUUGUGCAUUCAAGUAUUGUUAAAGAAUCGAGCGACAUAGAGUCUGUAAUCGAGCCAGUGGAGGAGAAGCUACCAGGAAGGAUUCAUGAGCAGUCAAAGAGGAGCCUAGCCGAGUGCCUUUCAAUUGCAGAGGAUGAUGAAUGGUCAGCCCUCGAAGGUGUGACCCGUGUUAAUAGUCUACUUAGUCUUCCGAGGUUCUUAUCUUUCGAGAAAGGAUCGGUGAGUUGGAGAAAGUGGUUAUGAUGAUGUCGACUAAAGUACAAUGUGUGAUUUUUGCUGUAAGAUAAAGCCAUUUUUCUCAGGAUUGCUUCCUAAACGAAUCUGACGGCAGUCAAAUUUAGAACACACUGAUUGUGGCUGGAAAAGUUUAUGCAUGUACCGUUCGAAUAUGUUUGUUACACUCCUAAUAGGGAAAUAGAAAGUAUACAUUUUUGUUUUAUCUGUAAUAUUUUUCUUCCUCUUGGGAUUCCGACUCUUGACGAAUGUAUAUUGUGCUCUAUCAAUUGCUUGAAAUCUUGGCUUGGUCAUCUCA
Messenger RNA from Olea europaea var. sylvestris, 2216 nucleotides. Its product is annotated as probable protein phosphatase 2C 6. Gene Ontology annotation, biological process: protein dephosphorylation. Gene Ontology annotation, molecular function: protein serine/threonine phosphatase activity. The transcript has 5 exons. Bases 239 to 1927 code for a protein of 562 amino acids. The record is from RefSeq and is a predicted model, not a curated record. NCBI's taxonomy places the organism in Eukaryota, Viridiplantae, Streptophyta, Magnoliopsida, Lamiales, Oleaceae.